CCGACAACGUCCUUAAAGCCACUAAACUCACAUCAUGAAAAUAAGUCAGCUGUAUAUAUAUCCCAUCAAGUCCCUUCGGGAGGUGGCGGUUUCUGAGGCUGUCCUUACAAGUAUCGGCUUUAAGUAUGAUCGGCGUUUCAUGCUCCUCAAGGUCAAACAAGGUGAUGAUGGUUCCGAAACUCUCCAGAAUAUGCAUGUACCGCAUUUCCCCGAAAUGAGUUUGUUUUUAACGAACAUCGUAUUCCCGACUGAGGAUAACAACGGAAAGAUUAUUGUCACUUAUCGCCCGCCGCGCGUGGAAGACAACCAUGAUCCUCGGAUCAAAACAUUGGAAGUACCAUUAGAACCAGACGUACGGGGGCUGGAAAAGUCGACUGUCACAAUCCAUCAAAGUCCGACAACAGGAUACCAUAUGGGUAGCAAGUAUAGCAACUGGUUCAGCCAGUGUUUCGGAUACAAAGUGGUACUAGUAUACCUAGGUCCACAUUGGAGGAGGGUAUUAGGGAGUUUUCCGCCAGGAAAAAGUCAGGCGCAUUGUGAAAAAGUAACCCCGCUUAUCCCAACGCGGUCGGUAGCCGUCCUGGCUCUCUUAAGCCUGCUCCUCAACGUUAUCGGUGAACCAAUUGGGCAGAGGGAUAUUGGCUCAUUAAUUCUUCUUAGCCUACUAACUACAGCUGCUGCUACUCUCUUGGCUUUGGGUGUCAAUAGGUACGGGUCCGGAGGCGGUAAAAGGAAGGACGAGAGAAUUACAUUUGCUGACACGGCGCCGUAUCUUGUGAUAUCGGAGAAAUCGGUGGACGACGUUACUGCCCGCUUAGCAGGUGACGAGGAGAUGGAUCUGACCAAAUCCCGGCCAAACAUUGUCAUUUCCGGCGCAGAAACAGCUUUCGAGGAGGAUUUCUGGGCCGAGCUAACAGUGAAGGAUCACGUUCGGCUUCUUUUGACGGCGAAUUGCAUCCGGUGCCAAAGCCUCAACGUUGACUAUACGACAGGGAAAAUGGGAACUGGGGAGAGCGGCACAAUUUUUAAAAAGCUGAUGAAAGACCGAAGGGUGGACAAGGGCGCUAGGUUUUCUCCUGUGUUUGGAAGGUACUCGUUCUUAGACCAAAGCAGUGAGAAUGCCUCAAUACGAGUGGGAGAUGAGGUAGUCGUGUCCAGAAGGGUGGAGGAACGGACAACAUAUGAUUGGCCUGGCCUGACAAAUUAGUUUACAUAUUUUCAUGCAAUCGCUCUAGCAACAAAUAUCGCCACAUAAAACCUAGAUACAAAGUGUCCAUCAGCAGUUUGGUAUGAUAUAUAACUUGAGGUUGUGUACAUUAAGUAGUAAUCAGGUCCAGUGACAUGCCAAGACAUGCCAAG
This is a messenger RNA of Aspergillus alliaceus, 1359 nucleotides long. Its product is annotated as MOSC domain protein. Lineage: Eukaryota; Fungi; Ascomycota; Eurotiomycetes; Eurotiales; Aspergillaceae. The record is from RefSeq and is a predicted model, not a curated record. The transcript has 3 exons. Bases 35 to 1207 code for a protein of 390 amino acids. Gene Ontology annotation, molecular function: pyridoxal phosphate binding; catalytic activity; molybdenum ion binding.